Monodelphis domestica (gray short-tailed opossum) is the source of this 2578-nucleotide messenger RNA. It is a transcript of the gene B3GNT3, whose product is annotated as UDP-GlcNAc:betaGal beta-1,3-N-acetylglucosaminyltransferase 3. Gene Ontology annotation, molecular function: N-acetyllactosaminide beta-1,3-N-acetylglucosaminyltransferase activity. The record is from RefSeq and is a predicted model, not a curated record. Gene Ontology annotation, cellular component: Golgi membrane. NCBI's taxonomy places the organism in Eukaryota, Metazoa, Chordata, Mammalia, Didelphimorphia, Didelphidae. Gene Ontology annotation, biological process: poly-N-acetyllactosamine biosynthetic process; protein O-linked glycosylation.
GGACCUCCUUCCUGGGCUGCUGAGAGGAACCCGAGAGAGCCUAGCUAGGCGGACUCAGAAAAGGCUUGGGUACCUGGGAGGAAAGAGUAGUGUUGAGGUGUUAAUUGUCUUGGAGAGUAAAAGCUAAUCUGCAUCUUAAAGGAACGGGGCCUCUUCCUUUUUCUCCCACAAAGCUGGGAGAGGCCCCUUGUGUGGGAGGAGGGGUAAAGAACAUUAGGAGGAUUAGACCCGGGGGGAGGUGUGGACGCCUUCCUGGUGGCGUUGGGAGACCCUAGAAAGUCUAGAGCCCGGAAAGGCAGCUCGGGGGGCAGAUGUGGGAAAUCUAGAGUGGGAGAGUCCCGAGAACUCUUCGAAUAAGGAAUGGUGGAGCCUGGAGGGAGCUCAGAACCACGAAUAGGAGAGUUGGGCAGAAGGGGAACCUCGGACCAUUUAAUCCAAAGCUCUCCUUGGACAGAUGGGGAAAGCGAAGCUCCCUCUGUGGGUCUUCCGCCUCCCGGCCCAGGAGGUGAAAGAAGAGGUUUGGAACCUGGAGCCCGAGAGGAGAGACAUGAGGGGGAAGAGGUCCCCGGAGCUCCGGCGGUCCCGGCAUACCGCAGAUCGUCGCCUUAGCCUCUGGGAAAUUUGGCUCGGCCGGGAGGAGGGGCCUGAGCUGGGCGGGGAAGGAGGGAGGUGGCCAGUUCUCAGACCAGGUGAAAUACAGCUUCUCCAGCCUAAAGGGAAAUGCUCGGUGGCUGGAAGGAACUGUGGUUACUGGGUCGGAGCCAGUUUCCAGAGGUGAAGCUGCUUGCUGCAGGAGCACAGGUGCCCAGUGAUGCAGAAACCAAGACCCAGAGGGAAGUAACUUGCCCAAGGCCACACCUAAGUUUAGGAUCAACAUUACUCUCCCAAGCUUAAGUUUUUCUCUUACUGGACCUGCCCUCCUCCCCUUUGCAUCCCAGGAAAUGAUUCGAGGACCGAAGAAAGGAUGCAUCCAGGUACUGCUCAUCCUUGGCUUAGCGGGUGGGGUCUUAUUUCUCCUCUCCCAUAACGGAGAUUCCACGGAGUCCUUCCUGACCUAUUGGAAAGCACAGACCUCCCCUGAGCCCCAGCAGCAAAGGGUUCCGGAGCCCCAGCUCCCAACCGUGUCUGAACGUCCUCUGGCACCCUGCUUUACCAACACCUCUGUGAUCAAAGUGUCUGGCUUCUCAUCUCAGCCCAAGCAUAUCCAGAACUUCCUCCUUUACAAACACUGCAGAGAUUUCCGCAUCCUUCAGAGCCCUCCCCCAAACAAGUGUCUACGGCAGUCCCUCGGGACUCCAGCCCCAGUCUUCCUCCUCCUGGCUAUCAAGUCAUCGCCCAAGAACUACGAGAGGCGGGAAAUCCUCCGUCAGACGUGGGGACAGGAGCGGGAGGUCCAUGGAGCCGCCAUUCGCCGGCUCUUCUUGGUAGGCACUGAGUCUGAUGUCCUGGAGGCCCAGAAAGUGAAUCGGCUCCUGGCCAUGGAGGCCCAGACCUAUGGCGAUAUUCUCCAGUGGGAUUUCCAGGACUCGUUUUUCAAUCUGACGCUGAAGCAGGUGCUGUUCCUAGAGUGGCAGGCUGUCUACUGCCCCGACGCCUCCUUCAUCUUCAAUGGCGACGACGAUGUCUUUGCCCACACAGACAACAUGGUGGUGUACCUGCAGGGUCAGGACCCGGACGCUCACCUGUUUUCAGGCUAUGUCAUCAGCCACGUGGGGCCCAUCCGUGUGCCCUGGAGCAAGUACUACGUCCCAGAGCUGGUGGUGAAGGAAAAUAGGUACCCGCCCUAUUGUGCGGGGGGCGGCUUCCUGAUGUCUCGGUUCACCACCCGGGCCAUCCGGCGUGCCUCCCACCUGAUACCCCUCAUCCCCAUCGACGACGUCUACAUGGGCAUGUGUCUGGAGCACGCAGGGUUGGCACCGGCCAUCCAUUCGGGCAUCAGGGUGGUGGGUGUCCAUUCCCCAUCGCCCCGCUUAGGGUCCUUCGACCCCUGCUUUUACAAGGAACUGCUCUUGGUCCAUCGCUUCUUGCCCUAUGAGAUACUUCUCAUGUGGGACGCCCUCAAGCAACCAGGACUAGAAUGUGGCAAAAAAGCACUGCGUUACCCAGGGGACUGACUGGGUGAGAGCACCCCAAAGAGACCGACAGCACAUGAUACCAGGAAGAACAGAAGCCAGAACUCAUAGCUUCUAACGGACACUAACUAGGUGACUUUAGCCAAAUCAUUUCCCCCACUAUGAACCUUAGGGUCUUCCCUUGUAAAGUAGGGAGAACACCAAACACUACCUAUCUCACGGGCUUGUUGUGAGGAACACAUCUUGCGAGUCUCUGUGGCACCCCCAACAGGGAUGAAUCUUGGGUGAAUUCCUUCUCUAUGUUCUACCUCAAUUUUCUCAAUCUGUGAAAUGGGCAGGAGUUCCUGCUCUUUUUUUUUUUCCAGUUCUUUAGGCUGCUGUGAGGAUUAGGUGAGAUGACAGCUAGAACCAGGGCACAAGGCCACAGUUUGAGGAAGAGAAGAAGAGGCUAAGAUUACUGACCUGAAGGAGGGAAGUGGUUUUGCUGCAUGCUUUAUCCAAGGAAG